AAUGGAAGUUGUUGUGGCGGUGACACGGACCAGAAAUUGUCUGAUUUACCGGGAUUUCGAGACCGCUUUAGCCCUCUUUGUUUUGCCCCCCCGGCGUUAGAUCACCGUCACGUCAGAGAAAGCGUUUGCGGUUGUUCGUCUCACAGUGGCCUCGUAUGGACGAUGAGGAGGAUGAUGUGUUUGAGCCAGACCCCCGCUGCUGGCGCACCACCUUCAGAGAGAUAAAGUUCGAGGACCGGGGAACGCAAACACCCGGACCUGCUUUGGCACUGGCCAGCGGCAUGCUGCCCUGUGGAGUCUCCGAGGAGCCCAGACGACUCUUCUACGGCAACGCAGGCUUUCGAUUGCACUUCCCGGCUCGCUUUGAGCUUGUCGGAGACCAGGAGGCAAGGCAUCAAGAAAGGGAGGUGGAGCAAAGCAGGAUGGAGCAGCGACCCCGGCGGCAACCUGUGGCACGCACUGCGGAGGCUCUCAUUGGCCAGAAACUCCAACUGAUAGGAGAUCAGUUCCACCAGGAACAAAUACAACUGUAUCAUCAAAACCAAAGGAACCAGGGGCCGCUGUGGUGGCGCUUCGCCUCGGCUCUGCUCAGCCUCCUGUUUGAUCGGGGAGCCAUCAUCAGGGGAGGUGGAGCAAGGCGGAGGUGAGAGGAC
Molecule: messenger RNA, 653 nt
Organism: Lampris incognitus (smalleye Pacific opah)
Lineage: Eukaryota; Metazoa; Chordata; Actinopteri; Lampriformes; Lampridae
Gene: bmf1
Product: BCL2 modifying factor 1
Exons: 4
Coding region: 156-647 (163 amino acids)
Biological process (GO): negative regulation of autophagy; positive regulation of apoptotic process; apoptotic process
Cellular component (GO): myosin complex
Source: RefSeq, a predicted model, not a curated record